Leopardus geoffroyi (Geoffroy's cat) is the source of this 4152-nucleotide messenger RNA. It is a transcript of the gene PAXBP1, whose product is annotated as PAX3 and PAX7 binding protein 1. The record is from RefSeq and is a predicted model, not a curated record. Gene Ontology annotation, cellular component: nucleus. The coding region runs from base 190 to 3093 and encodes 967 amino acids. NCBI's taxonomy places the organism in Eukaryota, Metazoa, Chordata, Mammalia, Carnivora, Felidae. Gene Ontology annotation, biological process: mRNA splicing, via spliceosome; positive regulation of transcription by RNA polymerase II. Gene Ontology annotation, molecular function: DNA binding. The transcript has 18 exons.
CACUGCAGCACCUUCGGCAGCGCUUACUCUGUCUUCUCGUCUCUAUGAUCCUCUUUGUGACCCAUCGGGUAGGGCCCGAGCCCCAGAGUUCCGUGCCAACAGUCCUCCACGCCGACAGAGGACGGUGCAAAAAGCUGACGUUCUCGCGAGAGACGCGGAGAUCUCUCCACGUAGCGAGAGCGCGAGCGCAUGCGCGCUCGGUGGUGCGCGGUAGAACGAGGGAAGACGGGACCCGGCUGGAGCUCCGGGAAGCGCGCGUGCGCCGUCGCGAGCUUGGAGCUGCCGGGGCAGCCGUGUGGGAGCGGGUGUGAGACCGCCGUGCGAGCCGCGGGAAUGUUCCGAAAGGCCCGGCGAGUGAACGUGCGCAAGCGGAAUGACUCGGAGGAGGAGGAGCGAGAGCGCGAUGAGGAGCAGGAGCCGCCACCGCUGCUGCAGCCGCCGGGCACCGGCGAAGAACCGGGCUCUGGCGGCGGCGGCGGCGACAGGGCCCCUGGGGGGGAGUCGCUGCAGGGCCCGGGGCUGCCGCCGCCUUCCGCGCUGACCCCGGGCUCCGGGGCUGAGGCUGGAGGCUGCUUCCCGGGCGGCGCGGAGCCCGGCAACGGGCUGAAGCCGCGCAAGAGGCCGCGAGAGAACAAAGAGGUGCCUCGGGCCAGCCUACUCAGCUUCCAGGACGAGGAGGAAGAAAAUGAAGAAGUUUUCAAAGUGAAGAAAUCAAGUUACAGCAAAAAGAUAGUAAAAUUACUUAAGAAAGAAUACAAAGAAGAUCUUGAAAAAUCAAAGAUUAAAACAGAACUCAACUCCUCAGCCGACAGCGAACCACCCUUGGACAAAACAGGACACAUUAAGGACACCAGUCAAGAAGACGGAGUUAUCAUCAGUGAACACGGUGAAGAUGAAAUGGACAUGGAAAGUGAGAAGGAGGAAGAAAAGCCAAAAGCUGGUGGAGCUUUUUCAAAUGCUUUAUCUUCUUUGAAUGUUCUCCGCCCAGGAGAAAUUCCAGAUGCAGCUUUUAUACAUGCUGCAAGGAAAAAGCGUCAAAUGGCCCGAGAAUUAGGAGAUUUCACUCCUCAUGACAGCGAGCCUGGGAAAGGCCGCCUUGUUAGAGAAGAUGAGAACGAUGCCAGUGAUGAUGAAGACGAUGAUGAGAAACGUCGCAUAGUUUUUUCUGUGAAAGAAAAGUCACAGAGACAAAAAAUUGCCGAGGAAAUAGGCAUUGAGGGGAGUGAUGAUGAUGCUCUAGUAACUGGAGAACAAGAUGAAGAACUCAGCCGAUGGGAGCAGGAGCAGAUAAGAAAAGGAAUCAAUAUCCCUCAGGUUCAAGCAAGCCAGCCCACUGAAGUGAAUAUGUACUACCAGAACACUUACCAGACGAUACCUUAUGGUUCAUCCUAUGGCAUUCCUUAUAGUUACACUGCCUAUGGAUCAUCUGAUGCCAAAUCUCAAAAAACAGAUAAUACAGUCCCUUUCAAAACUCCCAGUAAUGAGAUGACUCCCGUUACUAUUGAUUUGGUAAAGAAACAGCUUAAAGACAGGUUGGACUCCGUGAAAGAACUGCACAAAACGAAUCGACAGCAGCAUGAGAAACACCUGCAAAGCCGAGUGGACGCCACCAGGGCUAUUGAGAGAUUAGAAGGGUCUUCUGGGGGUGUUGGUGAACGGUAUAAGUUUUUGCAAGAAAUGCGAGGGUAUGUCCAAGACUUGCUUGAGUGUUUCAGUGAAAAGGUGCCACUGAUUAAUGAACUUGAAUCAGCAAUACAUCAGCUGUACAAACAGCGAGCUUCCCGCCUUGUCCAAAGACGACAAGAUGAUAUUAAAGAUGAAUCUUCGGAGUUUUCAAGCCAUUCAAAUAAAGCUCUGAUGGCACCAAAUCUUGAUUCCUUCGGGCGAGAUCGGGCACUGUAUCAAGAGCAUGCAAAACGUAGGAUUGCAGAACGGGAGGCCAGGAGGACUCGUCGUAGACAAGCCAGAGAGCAGACCGGUAAGAUGGCAGAUCACCUCGAAGGCCUUUCCAGUGAUGAUGAAGAAACUUCCACAGAUAUUACAAACUUCAAUCUGGAAAAAGAUCGCAUUUCGAAAGAGUCCAGCAAGGUUUUUGAAGACGUACUUGAAAGUUUCUAUUCAAUCGACUGCAUUAAAUCCCAAUUUGAAGCAUGGCGUUCAAAAUACUAUCUGUCCUAUAAGGAUGCUUAUAUUGGCCUUUGUUUGCCAAAGCUGUUCAACCCCCUCAUACGGUUGCAGCUUCUCACUUGGACUCCUCUUGAGGCAAAAUGUCGUGACUUUGAAAACAUGCUGUGGUUUGAAUCUUUGCUGUUUUAUGGUUGUGAAGAACGAGAGCAAGAGAAAGAUGAUGUAGAUGUUGCACUGUUGCCUACAAUUGUGGAAAAGGUGAUUCUUCCUAAACUAACAGUAAUAGCUGAAAAUAUGUGGGACCCUUUUUCUACAACACAGACUUCAAGAAUGGUUGGGAUUACAUUAAAAUUAAUAAACGGAUAUCCUUCAGUAGUGAAUGCAGAAAACAAAAAUACACAGGUGUACCUAAAAGCACUUUUACUAAGAAUGAGGAGAACUUUAGAUGAUGAUGUAUUCAUGCCCUUAUAUCCCAAAAAUGUCUUGGAAAAUAAAAAUUCUGGGCCUUAUUUGUUUUUUCAACGACAGUUUUGGUCUUCAGUUAAGCUAUUAGGGAAUUUUCUUCAGUGGUACGGCAUUUUCUCGAACAAAACUCUUCAGGAGUUAUCAAUAGAUGGUUUAUUAAAUAGAUACAUUCUCAUGGCUUUUCAGAAUUCAGAAUAUGGAGAUGACAGCAUCAAAAAAGCCCAAAAUGUAAUCAGUUGUUUCCCCAAGCAGUGGUUCAUGAAUCUGAAAGGAGAAAGAACUAUCUCUCAGUUGGAAAACUUCUGUCGAUACCUUGUGCACUUAGCAGACACAAUCUACAGAAACAGUAUCGGAUGUUCUGAUGUGGAAAAAAGAAACGCAAGGGAAAACAUAAAACAGAUAGUAAAACUCCUUGCAAGUGUUCACGCUCUGGAUCAUGCUAUGUCUGUUGCAAGUGACCACAAUGUGAAAGAAUUUAAGUCUUUGAUUGAAGGAAAAUAGAUCUGUGAGACUAAAAAAGCCUGUUUGCUUUAAUACCAUUCCCAGUGUAUAAAUGUUGUAUAUAUGUAAAGUUUCUUAAACUGUAAAAUAUUGAUUCUUGUUUUAAUACAAAGAACAUUAUUAAUAUUCAAGACUGUGUCCUUAAAUGCAAUUUCUUUGGAAUGGAAGGAAUUCACAUUAUUUCUAGGAAGCCUGUUAAUGUUUUCCUUACUGCCUGUCAUACUUUGUUUACAGAAAUAUUUUAUAUGGUUAUUCAAAUUAACCUCUCAGUUAAUUGUUCUCUGUAAACGAUGUGUGCAGUGUAAAUUGUGUAAUUAUGCAUAUAUAUAUUUAUACCAUCGUGGAGUUACUUUCACACUGGAAAUUUGUGGUGUUUUUCUACAGAGUAAGCCUUUUAACAGCAGCUACUCAGUAGCAAGUUGUAUUAGGGAAUUACUACCCUGUUGCAACAAAAGGGCUGGCAAGUGACUAAGUGUUCGUCACCUUUUGGUUAGCAGUUGCUAUCACUGUAGCUUUGCUGCCUUAAAAUUGAGAGUGGAGUGUGGACUUAGUCAUUGGGUGAAUGGAAACUUUCUUCCUUGAAUCAGCAUUACAGUCUAAUGAGGGUUUAAUAUGAACUCUGAAUAAUAUAUGCAACAUAGGUUUUUGAAAAGAACACACAGAAGUUUAACUUUGGGAAAUAACAGCCCCACAAACCUAACUGCAUGGUUUCGGGCUGAGUGUCCUGUCUCAUUCAUGAGUCUACCCCCCUGACCAGCUUACAAAAAUACAUGCAUUUGAAUUUUCGUAGUCUGUCAUUUUAUUUAAAAUCCCACAUAUGUGAGUUAUAUAUGCAAUAAAGAAUACGCCUUGCUGACGAGCUACACCCAGGCAAUUUAAGAUCCUUGGUCUUCUAUAAUGUUUAUACCACAUUGUAAAUAUUCAGAGAACUUGUUUUAAAGUUUAUGCUUUCUGAUUCUGUGAUUUUCAAGAGGAACUUUUUGGAAAUUAAGGACUAUUGUUUGAUAACUAUAUAUGUAAUUAAGCUUUAGCCAAGCAUUAAAUUAAUUUUUAAAUAGA